UGAAGAGGGUGCUUACCGCACCGCGCCGAGCUUUUUGGUCUCCCUUAGAGGCUCUUUGUCAGCUCGCCGCGCCGCCUGCAGGUCAGAACGCAACAGCAAGAGUGCAUACAUGUGGUCCGUGCCGCCCUUCUUGGCCUUGACUUGAAUCGACUGUGAUCGCAGGCCUGAGCAGGCAGGAAAGGGUAAGGAACCAACAAGCGUCCAUCGAUGCAUGGAUGGUAAACUGAGGGGUCCCUAUCGCCUACGCAAGGCGAUAAUCAUAUACGGCCGUUCGAGAGAUCAUGGGUCUGGACAUGCGCGUGAUGAAUGACGGCACCAUGCACGAAUCUGCAGCCUUAAGUUUUCACGGCAUGCCUCCGACCAAGGGCGUUGUAGGCGAGCUCUGCGCAGGCAAAGCACAGUCUGCGGCCCUGCGCUCGUCGUCACCCUUGCAGAUCGAUCCCUCUCUUGAUGCACCCAACAUGCAACAGCCUACGACGGUAAUGCUCACAGAAGGCUCGGACGCAAUGGAAGUGCGGCAGGACUUGAGCAGUGAUAGCGGCCAUCGUCCCUCGACGCCCGAGCUGUCCUUCUCCCCUUCGUCGCUGUCCGAUGGCGACUUCUCGUCUCGUUCUCACGUAUCGAUGGGGCCUUUGACGCCGCCGACUUAUGCGCGGCAUUCAUCAUUAGCUUCCGUCAGCCAGCAACAAGCCCGCGACCAGCAAUAUCACCAUGUGCUUCCGAGCUGGCAGUGGCAGGAAGAUCAACCUGCUAGCGUUAACGGAGGGAAGGUAAAGGGAAAGGGGAAGGCGCGAGAAGCGGUCGAGCAUCUCCCCACAUCGAACUCGGUGUCGAAGGGCAAAGCAAGGGAUCAGGCUCAAGCUCAGGCCAAUUCUGAGAGAAAGGCUGACAGGCCGGACUUUCUACUCAGAGAUGUGGGCGAGCAAGAGGAAAAAAUGAAGGACGAUGGAAACGACGUGCUUGCGGACGCAAACGUAGACGCGAUGUCGCAUUUCCCCAUCGCAUUCUCGCCUGAAACGACGUUUACGCGCUUGCAACCGUCAUCGACUGCAUCUGGCGAUGCUCCCGCAUCGUUGAUGCCACCGUCUUCGUCGGGAUUGCCGCUCGGCUCCUUGGCAUGUUCGGAAGACCACGUCGACAUGGACAAUUGCCAGAAGAGCGAACAGCACGACCAUCGCCCUCGCUUCCCCGUCGUAGCCCCCCGCCCCGUCUCCGUGCCGGCAGCAAAACCGCUUCUCGAUUGUCCGCCCCCACAAACAGCCCACCUCUACCUUGAUGAUGAUGUCGCAUAUGACGGCGCGCUUCCACCAACGAGCGCCCCUGCCAAUACGUCUACUCGUCUUCCGCGCCAGGUGUACGACGAUCUGCUGCAUGGCAUCGAGAUCGCCAAGCUAGCCGACGAAAGACUGUGGUGCGAAAAGCAUGGUAGCCCUAGUGGUGGCGUCAGCGGCGCCGGAGGUAUUGGAGGUGGCGUCGGCGGCAGUAAGCUCACAGCCAGCAGGAUGGCGAUCGCGAGGAUGAGCCGAGGACCGUCUUCAUCGCAGCAGUAAUGAGAGCAGCAGCGCCAGCAACGAGAGCAGUGCAUGUGCCUCGCCGAAGGUGGUUU
Molecule: messenger RNA, 1606 nt
Organism: Tilletiaria anomala UBC 951
Lineage: Eukaryota; Fungi; Basidiomycota; Exobasidiomycetes; Georgefischeriales; Tilletiariaceae
Exons: 3
Coding region: 282-1550 (422 amino acids)
Source: RefSeq, a predicted model, not a curated record